Messenger RNA from Hylaeus volcanicus, 3234 nucleotides. RefSeq names its product scavenger receptor class B member 1-like. The coding region runs from base 462 to 2045 and encodes 527 amino acids. NCBI's taxonomy places the organism in Eukaryota, Metazoa, Arthropoda, Insecta, Hymenoptera, Colletidae. The record is from RefSeq and is a predicted model, not a curated record. Gene Ontology annotation, cellular component: cytoplasm; membrane. Gene Ontology annotation, molecular function: scavenger receptor activity. The transcript has 4 exons.
GGAAAAAUCUGUUGGCGAGAAACGAUCGAAAGUCGAAUCCUCGCGACGAACGAGAAUGUCACGGACAAGUCGUACGUCGGCGUGUUACGUCCGCACGGAGAACGACGGAGCGGAAAAAAGGGGAAAAACGGAAUCGCGGAUGUCUGGGAAGAAAGAGGCAAGGGGAGGUAGAACGGUUCGCCGACGUAAGCGAUGCUCGGCGAACGAGAGGAUUACCCAGCGUGUCCUAAGUUUGGUGGCGAACGAGGGUCAUCGCCGCUGCGACGAGGUUAUCGAUGAAUCGGGGAAAGGUGGGGAGAUUUUUGUGCUCUGUCGUCGUAUUCGAGAGAACUCGGUAAGUCGAGGAAAACGCGAACGAAGAAACGGAGAAACGAUCGGACGAGAAUCUCGAGCUCGGAAUCAUCGGGACAGUAUAUCGGCUGACCGCUGCAUCGCCGAUACCAAGGACGGUGAAAAAGAGGAUGGAGAAAAUGUUGGCGCGAGCGAUUCGAAACGGUUUCGACGGAGCGAAGAGGAGACGGGUUCGGUGGUCGUACGGGCUGGUCGCGUUAACGAGCAUCGUGGUAUUCGUGGUGUUUUGGUUCACCAACGUCUUUCGGAACACGAUUCUAUCGAAUCUCGAGCUUCGGAACGGCACCACGUCCUUCUUGCUGUGGCAACGACCCCCCGUUGGACUCACUUUCAACGUGUACGUGUUCAAUUACACGAACCUGCGGGAGUUCGAGAGAGGGAACGCGUCCAAGCUGCGUGUGCAAGAAGUCGGACCGUUUACCUAUCGGGAGAAUCUGAACCGAGUGAACGUGGAGUUGCACGAAAACGGAACGGUAACGUAUCAAGAGAAAAGAAGCUACCGAUGGGUGUCUGGCGAGUCGGAGAACGCAACGGUGAUCGUGCCCAACGUGCUGUUGAUGUCGACGCUCGCCUAUUCCCGAAAUUUGCCGUUACCGAUGCAGCUCUUGUUGACGAUGAUUCUAUCGAGCGUCAGCACGAAACCGUUCCUCAAACUGACGGUAGGGGAGUACCUCUGGGGCUACGAGGACAAGCUCUUCCAAAUGGCCAAGCCUUUCGCCUCCCUUAAGCGUGAUCUGCCCUUCGACAAGUUUGGUAUUCUCGCGUUUAGAAACGCCGUGAACGAGGAUCGCAUCACGAUUCACACGGGCGUCGGGGAUCUCGGAAAGAUCGGACUGAUCGAACGGUUGAACGGAGAGAAGGUACGGAAAAUUUGGGGGAACGAAUCGUGCGACAGAGUGUACGGCACCGACGGCAGCAUGUUUCCACCCCAGUGGAUCGAACGGCCGGAAUCCGACGUCUACAUCUACGCGAAAGACGUCUGCAGGGCAAUGCCGCUUCGUUACGAAGGCCGUCACAUCUCCAGCGGUAUUCCGAGCUUGAGGUACAAAGUACCGAGCGACGUUUUUACGUCGACGCGCGACGAAAACUCGUGUUUUUGCCCAAAGGAAUCGGAUGAUUCGACCACGGGAAAAUGUCCACCGCUCGGAACGUUCAACGUUUCCGCUUGCAAUUUCGGCGCUCCGUUUAUCCUCUCGUUCCCUCACUUUCACUCGGGCGACAAGUCGCUGUUCGAGAGAAUCGACGGGCUGACACCUCGAGAAGAACACCGCGAGAGCUUCAUCGACGUUCACCCGAUAUUGGCCGUCACGAUCGCCACCAGAAUGAAGUUUCAGGUGAAUCUCGAAGUGCGGAAAGCGACCGGCGUGCCGUUCGCAGGGAAUCUCAAAGACGGCUCGAUUCUGCCUUUGGUCUGGAUAGAUUCCGGAAUAGAGGAGCUACCCGAAGCGAUGCAGGAGGUUUUCUAUCGUGGCCAUUACGUCGUAAGCGGCGUCGAAGCUGGAUUACAAUGGUGCAGCCUCGUUUGCGCGAUCCUGUCUUGCGCGGCUUUCUUUGCCACGUUCAAGAAGAACGAGGAAACCAACGCGGGCCACGAUCCUGAAUCGACGAAGCCGAGCGAGACCUCUCCAACGAAACUCGCUCCAACGGGAGACGUUCGCGACCCGGUUUUCCAUUUAAUGAUUGUAUCCACGUAAAUGUUUCGGUUAGCGUGCCGAUCGAAUAGGACAAUGGCUGUUUCAAUGGCGCGAGCGCGUGUCAUAACAAGGAAUUUACCGCGAAAUUCACUGGACACCGAUCCGAUGCUACGAUAUCGCGUUACUUGUCGGAGCAACAAAGGUUCGCUGUUCGCGAUCGAUCACACUCGGUCCUUGGUGGCUCGUUUCGAAUACGUAUAGACGCGAUAACGUUCGACACGCGUACGCGCUCGAUUUAUCGAGGAACGAUCUCGACGUCUCCGAUCGUACGUGAAUGUGAACAUAAACGUGUGCGCAAACUUUAUGCUGACGAAUGCAUUUUCCAUCGACACCGAUAACCUAUCCGACAACAUUUUCCAAGAUGUGAGAUAACAGACUUGUUUCUUUUUUCCGUUAUCGCGCAUCGAAUUCGCGCGGGGUAUCGUUCGAACGGCCAGACAACUCGUCUCAACUCGUCUCGUCUCUUACUCGGACCAGAAACGAAGUCUCCGCACCGUCGACAACAACAUUGAGCAAAUAUCUGUUCGACGCUUUUAUUAGUUUCCAUAAAAUUGUUUGAAAUCGUCCGAUUUCUAAACUAUUUGGCUAUUUCAUCAACUUCUCGUGCUCCAUCGUAGAAAAUUGUAUUCGUCUAAAAACCUAACUGUAAUCUAUUUGUAGUAACGCUUUGUUAUAACGAGAUACAUAUACACAAACGGGUAAUGAAUAACAAUAAGAUCUCUGGCGACGUCGAUAUCGUCCAAGUUGGAAAAUAACGACGACAACGACUCGGCUCGCACCAGGUCUCGUGCACAGGAUCGAUUAUGUACAUGUAUAUGUAUAUGUAUAUGUAUAUGUAUAUGUAUAUCUAUAUGUAUACGUAUGCGCGUGGGUGUGCGUGUGCGUGUAUGCUUUGUCUUCGUCUUUCUGUAUGUAUGCGUGUACACAUUUAUAUAAAUAUGCGCGUAUAUACAUAUGUAGAUAUGCGCGCAUUGGACGGAACAAUUUUGUCGACUGUUGGCGAACGAGUAACGCGCGUUACUCUUCGGUACCACGCACCUAUCGGCGGAACCCGAUCGUCUCUAACCCUAUACCGGAUUUCGAAUUUGUUACAGCCUCUCCGCAAACGUCUACCCUAUUACCUCUUUCCAAUUAUAUCCCAUCUCCAACGUAUAGGUAGAUUUAUAAAAAUAUAUUGAACGCGAUCGUA